AUGCGAAGACACCUAAAACUCUUGAGGAGAGAUAUAUCCGUGAAUCAGAUGAUAUGGUCUGACGCCUUCUUUGAGAUGGACGGACAUUUGGCCGAACUCAUCGACUCUUCCUGGAGGACCGACCAACUUCCCCUCGACGAGAUUGAAGUCCCCGCUAUCGAAUUGCCAGACCCAGAAGCUGACUUUGGACGCCCAGGAUCGGAGGAAACGAUGAGGGAAAUCGAAUCCAAGUGGAGGGAUUUGAAUUUGCAAUCGCUGAGUCCGAACUUCUCUGAUUAG
Nezara viridula (southern green stink bug) is the source of this 279-nucleotide messenger RNA. The record is from the annotation of a GenBank genome assembly. Lineage: Eukaryota; Metazoa; Arthropoda; Insecta; Hemiptera; Pentatomidae.